Messenger RNA from Paramecium primaurelia, 2877 nucleotides. The record is from the annotation of a GenBank genome assembly. NCBI's taxonomy places the organism in Eukaryota, Ciliophora, Oligohymenophorea, Peniculida, Parameciidae.
AUGCUUGGUUAGGUUAUCUAAGUAGAGAAUUUCUAGACGAAACAAAAAGUGUAAUUGAAAAUAUCUCUGUCUAAAAACUCUAAAGAAAUUGACUAAAAGAUUAUCAAAAAAUUUAUCAAAGAAGUAGAUGUUGAUUUGGAUUACAUUACCAAUAAAUCUAUUUUAACAUAAUUAACAAUUGAAUAUAACAGAAUAAUUGGAAACGAUUAAACAUACAGUAUAGAGAAUGUUUAAAAUUGGAUUAAAUCAAAUGAAUUGAUUGAGCUCACUUAUGCAUUAAGAUGGGUAUAUGAAAAAUCUUCAGAAAAUGAAAGAGAAGAGAUUGAUAUUUAUUUUGAUACUAAUGAUGAAAUUCUAAAGAAAAUAGUGCUUUUAAAUAUAUGUUUGGAAUAGAAAAAAGAAAUUCCAAUAUCUAAUUUAAUUGAAUUAGUUAGUGAUAAUACAGAAAUAUUAUAUGGCUUAUCUUUAUAUCUUUAAAAAAGAAUAGAAAUCCAACAAGACUUUAAAAAAUAUGUCCCUUUACUUUUGCAAAUGAUUUAAUAAGGUGAUAAAAAAGCAAUUAAUUAAUUAAUCAUAGUUGAAUUAAUUGAAAAAGUUUUAACAAAAUUUUCAGAGUAGAAAAAUGAACUCUUUAAUUAAUUGAUAUUCAAUGAUUAAAUCAUUUAAUAAUUAGAAUGGUAAGAAGAUUAUAAAAAUUACACUUUAAAAGAAUUAGAAAACCCAAACUUCAGUCUAAGAAAAACAAAAUAAGCAUAUUAAUACACAAAAGAUUAAUAUGAAAUCAUAAUAUAGAAAUUUAAAAGUUAAUGGGAAGAAAAAAUAGCAGAAAUAAUCAAAUCAAGUUAAAUUUAGUAAGAAUAGGGAAAUUAAAUUACAAUGAGCAUGGCUGAUAUGUUUUGUUCUGCUGUAUUAGAAGAAAACUAACAAGAGGAAGAAAUUUCCCCUAUAAAGAGAAGAAAAACUAGAUUUGUAAGACCUAUUAAACCAGAUUCAAUUCCAAACCCAAUUACAAAUCCUCCACCUGCCCAAUCUAGUGUUCCUCCAUCAUUAUUAAUUUAGGGUCAAUCUGGUAUACCUCCACAAUCUGGUGCUCCUCCACCUCCACCUCCCCCUCCACUUCCACAAUCCUAGGGUAAAUCUGGUGCUCCUCCACUAGCUCCACCUCUACCUACACAAUCCAAGGAUUAAUCUGUUGUUUCUCUGGCACAACCACUUCCAAAACCAAACCCUCAAUCUGGCACUAAUCCCAUCCCUCCUCCACCUGGCACUAAUCCUCCCCCUCCUCCCCCUCCUCCACCUUUAAAAAGUUUAUAAUCUUCCGCCCCUAAAGUAGUGACUACUGAUCAAGAUUACGUUAAAUUUAGUAAUGUUAAUAUUGAAAAGAAUAUUGAUGGAACCAUCUGGAAAGCUCCACUACAAAAGUAUCAAGUUAAAAUAGAUAAAGAAAUUUUAAAAUAAUUUGUAAAAAAGUAAAAAUUAUAACAACCAAAAAUUGCAGAGGCAAAAGUUCAAUAAAAAGAAGUAGUAGAAUAUGUAAAAUCUGUUUUUCUGAAUGGAAUGGCAAUAGAAAUACUACGGAAAAUGCUCCAGAAAAUUAAUUUAGAUGAGAUUUUGGAAUAAGUAAAUUAACUUGAAUUUCUGGUUAAGAAUUAAGAUACUGAAAGUAGAGCAUAUAUUGAACAUCUCAACGCCGCUAUAUAAUUUAUAUCAGAGGAAAAUUUCAAAGUGAUUUAAAACAAUAUAAUAUAAGCAAAAAAAGAUAGUGAAGCAUAUGUAAACUUGAGACUAGAAGAAGAGGACUAAUUAUAAAAUUAAGAAAAAGAAAGAUUAAAAACUCUAAAAAUAGCUGAAAGAGUUUAAGCACUAUAAUAAUUAGAUUAAAAUCUGAAUAGUUAAUAGGAUGAUCUAUAAACUACCAUAGGCGAAUAUGAAGUUCAAAAAAUUCUUUCAUAGCUUGAACCAGAGUUAGAAUAAUAUAGAAAAACUCUUAUUACUACAGAAUCAGUAGAAUUGAAAAAUGUUAUUAUGUUACAAUUUGAAGAGGCACUUUUCAAAAAAUAAAAACUGCUUAAAUCUAAAAAGUUAUAAAUUUAAGAUAAAUUCUAAGUUCCUCUUAAUGAUAUUUUUCUGAAAGAUUUAUAUGAAAGAAAUCCUAGAAAAGCAAUAUAAAUUGAGGCCUUUUAUAAAGAGCAUCUUGAUCGUAAAAUCCAUAUUGAAAAUACAGUAACAUAAUAUAGUGAAGUGUUGGAAGAGUUGAAAAAGGAUGUGGAGUUGAUUUUGUAUUUCCAAUAUAUCAAAGAAUAUGGAAAAAUAUUUAAUAAAAUUUAAGUUGAUUAGUUUGGAUUUAAAUUUAAAAAUUUGAUUAAUUUCUCAUAUAAAACAUAAUAAUUAGAAGGUAGUUAAGAAGAAUUAAUAAAAUAUGUUGUAGAACAUAUGAUUAAACAAGGUAUUCCAUUUACGGAAUUAUAAAAUACACCAUUUAAGCAUCUUUCGACUUUAUCUUAAAAAAAUAAUGCUCUAUCAGAAAUUCAAACAUUUAUAAAAACAUAUAAAGAUCACUAGAUAUUCCUUCAAACCAAUUUACAAUCUCUAAGUCAAAAUGAAAAAAAUAAUGAAUUUAUCAAAAAAUCUAAUAAAUAUGCUUCUGAAUAUAAAGAAUUUAUAUAUUAAAUGGAAACAAUCUAUUCAGAUGAUUAAAAAAAUUAUUAACAAAUAAGACACUUCUUUUGUGAUGAUAGACAAAAUGUAGAAUCUCCAUAAUUCUUUGAGGAUAUAUUGUCAAUUAAAAAUUUGCUAAGAAAUUAUCAUGUUCAAAUCUAAAAUGAAAUAAAAAAGAAAAAACUAGAUUUAGCUAAAAGUAAAAAGAUUGGAUCAUGA